AUGGACCAACAACGGCAGUUUCUGCAAGCGUACGAAUAUCUUUGUCAUAUCGGAGAAGCAAAGGAGUGGAUGGAGGACAUCAUCGAGACCGAUCUUCCGCCUGUGGUAGAACUGGAAGAGGCAUUACGGAACGGUGUUACUCUGGCCGAGAUUGUGCAGGCUAUCAAAGGGCAGCCACUGCGCAUUUUCCGCGACCCCAAGUUGCAGUACCGACAUUCGAACAACUACGCGCAUUUCUUCAAGUUCUUGGGUGAAGUCGAAUUGCCCGAUUUGUUUCGCUUUGAGCUGGUUGAUCUAUACGAGAAGAAGAAUGUGCCAAAAGUCAUCUACUGUAUACACGCCUUGUCGUGGCUAUUGUUCCGAAAAGGCAUUGUAGAUUUCCGUAUCGGUAACUUGGUUGGUAAACUCCAAUUCGAAGACCACGAGCUGGAGGCUACACAGAAGGGCUUGGACAAAUCUGGCGUUAGUAUGCCCAACUUCUCCGGCAUGCAUACAAACUUUCAGGUCGAGCCGGAACCUGAGCCGGAGCCGGUGGAGUCGGAGGAAGAUCGCGUCGAUCGCGAACUAGCCGAGAAUGAAGAUACCAUACUAGAUUUACAGGCACAGAUACGGGGUGCACUAGUAAGAAUACGCCUUGGAAUGCUGAUGCAGGAGCUCUGGGACCAUGAGCACCUCAUAGUCGAUCUACAAGCGCGCAUUCGCGGCGACUGGGCCCGGCAAAUUUCCCAGUACCGUAUGGACAUGCGACGGUUUGCCGUCACCCUGCAAGGUGCUGCCAGGGGGUUCCUACUUCGGUCUAAGCUACGGGGUGAAGAGCAGUAUUGGCAUGACAAGGAAUACCAAGUCUUGAAGGUGCAGAAUCUCUUCCGUGGACGCAAGGCCAGGGCGCAAGUUCAGUACACAAAGUCGAAAAUCGAGCAACACGAGCAUGGUAUACGGCAGUUCCAAGCGGCGAUCCGAGGAGCAUUGGAACGAAUGCGUGUAUGCGACCGAUACGAACAAACUCGCGACACUGAACCCUCUGUCGUAAACGUUCAAGCUAUGAUUCGCGGUGCCCUUCUUCGACUCCACGUAGAUCGGGAGUGGGCCGAGCUACAACAAUACGAAGCUCACAUUGUGCAGCUACAAGCCAUGUCACGAGCAAUGCUUGUCCGCCAAUCCAUGCACACUGAACAAGAAAGUCUCCGUCCGAUUGAAACCAUGGUCACGUCUCUCCAAUCCGCUAUACGGGCAAUGCGUCUCCGCAAAUCCCUGCGUACGGAGCAGGAAGGCCUCGGCCAAAGCGAAGCCAUGAUCACUCAAUUACAGUCUGCUGCACGAGCCCUACUGAUUCGCAAGACGAUGCGUACAGAGCAAGAAGGUCUUCGUCAAAACGAAUCCAUGGUCACUCUUCUACAAUCUGUCGCGCGAGGUCUCCUCGCUAGAAGUAAGAAUACCGCAAUGCAGGAGAAGCUGGAACCUGAAAUCAUCGACUUCCAGUCUAUCGCACGGGGUAUGCUCCUCCGGAUGCACAUUGGUCUGCAGCUCGGUCAGGUAGAGGAGCACGAGGAAGCCAUCGUGGAGCUACAAACCAUGGCGCGUGGUUUGAUCAUCCGACAGAAGUUUGCCGAAAAGCAGCAGUUCUACAAGGAGAACAUGGAGAAGGUCAUCAAAGUACAGAGCUUCAUCCGUGGACGACAACAGGGUGAGGCCUACAAGAGCUUGACAAGCGGAACCAACCCUCCUGUCUCGACAGUCAAGAAUUUUGUACAUCUCCUCAACGAUAACGACAUCGACUUUGAUGAAGAGAUUGAGUUUGAGCGGCUGCGCAAAACGGUUGUACAGCAUGUACGACAAAACGAACUCGCCGAGCAGUACGUCGAUCAACUCGACAUCAAGAUUGCGCUGCUUGUAAAGAACAAGAUUACUCUUGAUGAAGUCGUCAAGCAUCAAAAGCAUUUUGGUGGCAAUGUCGGAACUCUACUCAGCAGCAAAGACAUCUCAUCAAAGGACCCCUUCGAUCUCAAAGCCCUCAACAAGAACUCUCGUCGGAAGCUCGAACAGUACCAGGAGCUCUUCUUUGUUUUGCAAACCCAGCCGCAAUAUCUGGCACGACUUUUCAGGCGGGUUCGCGAACAAGGUCUGGCCGAUGGUGAUACUAAGCGCAUUGAACAGCUGACUAUGAGUCUGUUUGGUUUGGCUCAGAAGCGCAGGGAAGAGUACUGGCUACUAAAGCUCCUGACACGGUCUUUGAAAGAGGAGAUUGAGGGAUGCGCGUCGCUGCACGAGUAUCUUCGCGGAAACUUCUUCUGGACCAAGCUGUUCGCCAACUACGUUCGGUCUCCAAGGGACCGGAAGUUCCUCAAGGAGGUCCUUGGAACAGUUAUCCGCGAAAACAUUAUCGAGAACGAGCACCUAGAUCUGGAGAGCGACCCCAUGCAAAUCUACCGCUCAGCAAUCAACAACGAGGAGCUGCGAACUGGUCAACGGAGUCGUCGUGACCCUAACGUUUCGCGUGACGUAGCUCUGAAGGACCCCGAAACGCGUGGAACCUUCAUUCACAACCUACAAGACUUGCGAGAUGUUGCUGACCAGUACUUCACCACGUUCGAGGAGGUCCUUCAUCGCAUGCCGUACGGCGUACGAUACAUUGCACAGCAAAUGUUCGAGGAGCUCCGGGCAAAGUUCCCUUACGAGCCACAAGAGCAGCUGCUGCAAAUAACAGGUCACUGGGCGUGGAAGUCAUACAUCCAGCCUGCUCUGUUACAACCCCAGCACUGGGGUGUGGUAGACCGCGGGUUGUCACCAGUCAUGAACAGGAACCUUGGAGCCGUCGGUAAGGUGCUGAGUCAGAUCGCGGUUGGUAAGCUGUUUGGUGGUGAAGACAUCUAUCUACAACCUCUUAACAGCUACAUCACCGAGGCCAUUGAUCGUCUGCAAGACAUCUGGUCGAACAUGAUCAACGUUCGUCCUGCAGAAGCUCAGUUCGAGAUUGACGAGUUCAACGAUCUCUUCGCCAGGACAAAGCCAACUCUCUACAUCAAGCUUGCCGAUGUCUUUGCCAUCCACAACCUUGUCAUCGACGAUCUAUCGAGCCUUUGCCCUUCGCAAGACGAUCCCCUUCGUGAGGUCAUCCGUGAGCUUGGUAGCGCUAAGAACAACGAGAAUGAGUUGUUGCAUGUUAGCGCUAGCGAAAUCACCCUGACUCUGAACCCCAAGUACCACGAGCAAGAGGAUCCCGAUGCUGCGAUCAAGUCUCUCUUCAUGGAGACCAAGCGUUACGUCCUCUACAUCAUCCGUGUCCAGACGGGCGCGAACCUUACAGAAAUCAUGUGCAAGCCCGUCACCCCCGAGGACGAAGACCGCUGGGACGCGCUUGUCCGCGAAGAAAUAAUUGCACAACGGAAAGACCGAACACGGAAACAAAACAAUGUAGUCCGCUCUUCCGCCGCCUCAACCUACACGACCGACAUGGGCUCCAACUCUGUGCUCGAUCUCGACUACCCCACACUCAAGCAGUACUGUCUUGAGAACAUGGUGCAGCUCCAACGCGCAGGCCGCAUCACCCACACCAACAACUACCAAGAUCUACUCAACGCCAUCGCCCUCGACAUCCGCACCAAGCACCGAAGACGCAUACAGCGCGCCAGGGAAUUGGAAGGCGUGCGCACCACGCUCGCAGCGCUAGACGAGAAGGCGCAUUUCCUCGAAUCCCAACUCAAAUCCUACAACGACUACAUCGAGCAAGCCAUGGUAACCCUGCAAUCGAAAAAGGGAAAAAAGAAAUUCCUCCUCCCCUUCACCCGCCAGUACAACCACCAGCGCGAGCUCAAAAACUCUGGUCGCGAAUACCGCUUCGGCUCCUUCAAGUACUCGGCCCGCAACCUGGCUGAAAAGGGCAUCCUCAUCUCGUGGUCUGGCUACCACGAGCGCCAGUGGGAUCGCCUCGAUAUGACUAUCUCAAGCAACCAGACUGGUAUCUUUGAGAUUCAGGGCUCCCAAGGGUCCAUGAUGAUUCCUGGUGCGUUUGCUGAGGUCCCGCUUGAUGGGCUGCUGCAGGCUCAGUUCGAUAAUCACCAAUUUAUGAAUUUGUUUGGUGAGGGCGCGAGGGGUGCCGCCGCGGGUGAGGGCGUCGCGAGGGUUAAUGUUAAUUUGUUCUUGCAUUUGAUUUUCAAGAAGUUUUACCGCGAUGAGUAG
This is a messenger RNA of Pyrenophora tritici-repentis Pt-1C-BFP, 4176 nucleotides long. NCBI's taxonomy places the organism in Eukaryota, Fungi, Ascomycota, Dothideomycetes, Pleosporales, Pleosporaceae. The record is from RefSeq and is a predicted model, not a curated record.